Molecule: messenger RNA, 372 nt
Organism: Alternaria alternata
Lineage: Eukaryota; Fungi; Ascomycota; Dothideomycetes; Pleosporales; Pleosporaceae
Exons: 2
Coding region: 1-372 (123 amino acids)
Source: RefSeq, a predicted model, not a curated record
AUGUGUAUUAUGAAGACUUACGAAACACGCGGCCGUGGCGUCGUCGACCCGCCACCACGACGAGGGAACUUUACCUCCCAUCCACCAGCUGGCGUUAUGCGUCUACCACGCGACUGGCAGCGAACAUCUGUCGAGAGCUUCAGCGAUAAUGGUCGCUACGUCGAGUACAGACGAUCCCGAUCUCGACCCCGUGCAAUUGAGUACAUCGAAGAGCCUCGUACGCGCGCGAGGAGCCGCGCGAGGAGUGUGUCCCGUCGACGCGUUAGCGAUGUUGAGAUUGUCAGGCCAGGAAGAACGAGCUAUGUUGAUCCACGUGGAAGUUACGUGGACGAGAGGGUUACGAGGCGAAGUGUCAGCCGUGUCAGGCAUUGA